Messenger RNA from Onthophagus taurus, 1699 nucleotides. RefSeq names its product Tubulin-binding cofactor E (gene Tbce). NCBI's taxonomy places the organism in Eukaryota, Metazoa, Arthropoda, Insecta, Coleoptera, Scarabaeidae. Gene Ontology annotation, molecular function: protein binding. Gene Ontology annotation, biological process: cytoskeleton organization. The record is from RefSeq and is a predicted model, not a curated record.
AAACUUAACUUCUAAAAGUACCCGUCAAAAAUUAUUUAAAUGUCACCCAUGUCCAACCACAUAACCUAUAAAACGUUUUAAUGAUGUUGAACAACUGUGAAAGAACACCGGUAAUUGGAAAUCGAAUAGAAUGUUUAGGGUACAUUGGAACAAUUAAAUAUAUAGGCCAAGUUAGCGAUUAUGCAGGGAUUUGGAUUGGAGUAGAUUGGGAUGAUCCAACAAGAGGGAAACACAAUGGAACAAUCAAGGGGGUGUGUUAUUUUGAAGCUAGUUUUCCAACAUCUGGGUCAUUCGUACGUCCUGAGAAAGUUAAUUUGGGCCAAACUGCUGUGACGGCUUUAACAUCACGAUAUGGAAGACAUGAUGAUGACGUUACGGCAAAACUUCAUGAACAACAGUUACAAUCUGUACAACAAUGUAUUAAUGCUCCCUUUCUUAAGUUGGUUGGGUUUGAUAAAAUUACAGAUAAACAAAGUGAUUUUUGGAAUUUAAAAGUUGUAAAUUUACGUUUACAAAGUGUUUAUACAUCCGGCGAUCCUGGUAGUAUAAGAGCAUUAUGUCCAAAUAUAAUAGAAUUGGAUAUUUCAAAGAAUUUAAUAAAAAGCUGGUUAACAAUUUUCGAUAUUUGCUCUCAAUUGGAUAACUUGGAGUGGUUAAAUGUUAGUGAAAAUAUUUUAGAGUUUCCACCAGAUUUAGAUGAUUAUUGUUACGGAUCUGUAAGAGUAUUAAUUUGUAAUGCAAUGAAAUUAACCUGGAAUAACGUUUUACAACUGGGAAAAAUUUUUCCUAAUUUAGAAGAACUAAGAGUUCCCAAUAAUAAUAUAACCACAUUGGAUACACCAGAAGAUCAUAAAUUGGUUCAUUUAAAAUUAUUAGACUUGGAAAACAAUCUAAUUCAAAAUUGGGAGGAAAUUUUAAAAUUAAAAUUUUUAAAGAACUUGGAACAGAUGAUUUUAGAAAAUAUAAAAUUGAAUAAAAUAUAUUUUGAGGAUCAAGAAAAAAUCAUAGAUUUUUCUCAUUUAAAAAAAUUAGUUUUAACAAAUAACUUGAUUAAUGAUUGGGAAUCUGUUGGAGAAUUAAACAAACUACAAAAACUAGAGGAUUUAAAAUUUAUUAACAACCCUAUUUUGGAUAAGGAAUCAUUUGUUAUUAGUACAGAGCUAAUAAUAGCCCGAUUAGAAAAUUUAAAAGUUCUUAACGGAACUACUCUUCAAUCGGAUGAACGACGUGGCGCUGAAUAUCGUUAUUUAAAAAAAUAUGGCUUGGAGUAUUUAUCAUUAAAAGAUUAUGAUCAACGAAAGGAGUUUUUAAAGAAACAUAAUCGAUACGACGACUUAAUAACAAAACAUGGAAUGCCUGAAGAAUCUGAAAUGAAAACAACUUCAAAAAUCAUAAAGGGUACAUUAACCGAAUUACAAAUCAUAUUUAACGAGCGAAUCAUUAGAAAAAAAUUACCUCCAUCUAUGUUGGUUCAAAAAUUAGGCACUUUGGUGCAAAAAUUAUUUCAAUUAACCGAUCGCCCAACCUUGAUAUAUACAAGCAAUACUAAAAGUAAUAUUGAAAUUAAUUUGAAUGAUGAUUGUAAGGAGUUGGGAUUUUAUUCCAUGCAAGAUGGUGAUAGAAUUUUGGUUCAGAUGUGAAUUUUCUUUUCAUUUAUAUAAAUUUCUAAUUUUUUAAUUAAUCUUUGUAUUUAUAUUUA